UCCUCCUACCAAGUUGCGACCAGCUGCCAUACUUCUGGACACCUGGCCUCUUUUCAUUUCUCCAUCGGUAUAGUCGACACUCUGAGAUAUAUCCUGGAGCCUGACUCCAGUCGUCAUCGUGAUGACAGCGUGGCCUCUCGCAUCGUGAAUGGGCAAGCAGGCAUCCUCAUCAGGACUGUCUCAUUCCACGACAGCCCAUUACUUACUGCUUUUUUCUUAAUCCUCGAAGAAUAGCAAAAAUCAUCACAAUUUACCAACACAAGGGAAGAAGCAACCGAUAUCUACCUUAUUUAGCGAUUCCGUUCCAAUGGAAGAUACAUUUUCUAUGGCCUCCUCUCCUGGCACCCCGGCCACGGAGGUGCUACCGCUGACCAUCUCACCCUCGGCCACUUCGCUGGAACUUUCUGGACAGAAACCAGUCGAGAAAAAGCCAGAGGAGAAGAAACCAAUCAAGAAGAGAAAGUCAUGGGGUCAGGAGCUACCAACACCUAAAACGAAUUUACCUCCAAGGAAACGAGCCAAGACUGAAGAUGAGAAGGAACAGCGUCGCAUUGAACGGGUCCUUCGAAAUCGUGCAGCAGCUCAGACCUCGCGCGAGCGGAAGAGGCUUGAGAUGGAGAAGUUGGAGAAUGAGAAAGUCGUGAUUGAACAACAGAAUCAGUUCCUCCUGCAACGUUUAAGGCAGAUAGAGGCUGAGAACAACCGUCUUAGCCAGCAAGUCGCUCAGUUGUCUGCAGAGAUCCAUGUAUCUCGCGGAAGUACACCAAAUCUGAAUUCCGAGGUCUCUGAUUCCCCUACUCUUACAACAACACUGUUCAAACAAGAAGGGGAUGAUAUUUGCCUGGAGCAGAUUCCCUUCCCUGCUCCACCUGUUACCGAUCCCUCAUCUACCCUUCAGCCCUCCUCUCUGGCAGAGUCCCCCGACAUGACACAACAUCCUGCAGUGAUGUUGUGUGACCUGCAGUGUCAGUCGCUGGACUUGAAGGAGAAGGAAGUGGCCUCUCGCUCUUUGACGCCGGAUCAAGCAUUCAACCUUACGCUGCAAAUGACAUUGCAGCUCCUCUUUCUGACGAUGACUUCCGCCGCCUAUUCGACAGUGAUUCAUCCCCUAUGCCAGAUUCUUCAUUCCCUGAAGACGGGUUCAUCUUUGAUGUUCUCGACGGAGGAGAUCUAUCAGCAUUUUCCUUUGAUUCUUUGGUUGAUUUCGACCCCGAGUCUGUCGCCCUUGAAAACAGAGAGUCGACCUACUGUCUUCCGGAUGAGGCUUCUCACCAGACUCCUGGCGUGCAGCCCGGCCCUGGCGCGUCCAAUUCGCGAUGCGACGGGCAGAGCCUUGCAGCUAGCUGUCACUGAGCGCUUCUCCCAGAGGACGAGGUCGGCCAUUGUUGAUCAAAGUCAACAGAGCUGGGAGUCGCUGUUAACCAUGACUUGGGCGAUAGAUUGUCUACAAAGGCCAGGGAAUGGACGACAGCGGUUAUAUAGCAUAAAAAGAGCACAUGGAUUGCGGAAUGGCUACAGGAGGCAUGACGGGAGUACAAGGAGUUCACAGGGUUCAGAGGGCGAAACUUUGACGUCUCUACUGAUGGGAAAGCGAUGAGAGGUUUGAUGCAUAUUGUUGGCCUUGCUUAUGGAAAUCUGGGCACUUGUUGGUUAAAUAUCUAAUGCCACUGCUUUUUUUUGUUUGGUAUAGUUAUGGUAAUGUAAGAACCUGUGAAUUACCUGUUAUGGUUAGUUUGCCAUCUUUGGUAUAGCACCCGCAUGUCACAUUGUUAGAGGUCACGUGCAUUAUGCCAUAUUUGUUGGAUCACGUGGGAUUCUGCCGCAUAGGUCCG
Molecule: messenger RNA, 1832 nt
Organism: Monascus purpureus
Lineage: Eukaryota; Fungi; Ascomycota; Eurotiomycetes; Eurotiales; Aspergillaceae
Source: the annotation of a GenBank genome assembly